This is a messenger RNA of Eruca vesicaria subsp. sativa (arugula), 1236 nucleotides long. NCBI's taxonomy places the organism in Eukaryota, Viridiplantae, Streptophyta, Magnoliopsida, Brassicales, Brassicaceae. The record is from the annotation of a GenBank genome assembly.
AUGCUGAUCAAGAGGAGACUCAUGUUAAAUAUGAUGAAGAGGAGGAGGAGGAUAAGAUCUUUGACGACAGAAAAAAUGAAGAAGAGAAGAAACACAGUAUAUCUUCCCGAGGAUUUGCUUGUGGAUAUACUCUCUAGGGUUCCGGAGGCUUCACUGGCACGGUUCCGAUGUACCUCAAAAGGGUGGGAUGCUCUUAUAAAAAAAGAUAAGAGACUUGCGAAGAACAACUCUCUUUUUGUCAUGGUAAUUUAUAGUAAGGUCUAUUUAGUUAGGCUUAAUCUCCACGGCAUCCACGACAACAACGCUGAAAAGGUAAUAAGUCAGUUCAGCCUGCUUAGUAACCCUCUUUCAGAUUCUUCUUUGAAAGUAGUGGGUAUACGCCAUGUCUUUCACUUGGAAGGCCUAUUGCUAUGCACCACCAUGGACGAAAGACUGGUUGUUUGGAAUCCAUGUUCAGGGGAAACCAUUAGGAUUAUCAAACCGUUAAAUUUCGACUGUCAUACCAAUACUUACGCUCUCGGUAAAUCCACAUGCAACAACGAGUACAAAAUCCUGAGGGUGCAUCAUAAUGGAUAUGGUUACUGGCCGCAAAGCCUAGUUACGUACGAAAUCUAUGACUUCGCAUCUAAUUCGUGGAGGGUUGUUGGUGCGACUAGAGACUGGUUCAUUCCAGGGCUCUGGCGAGAUGGCACGUCUGUGGAUGGAAAUACUUACUGGCUUACUGAUACUUGUUCUCCAACGGGGAUGAGGAAUGCUGCCUUACAAUGUUUUGAUUAUUCAACAGAGAGGUUUGGUUGUUCUCUUCCGGUCGAUCCUCUUUCUUAUAAGGUUAUUGCUUUAUCAGUGACUAUAGAAGAGCGAAAUCUUUGUAUCUUAACUUCUUCACGUGAUAAGGAGGUCCAUGAUAUAGAUGUAUGGAUGGCAACUAAGACUAAAGGUACCGGAGACAUGUCAUGGAGUAGACUCCUAACAGUGAAACGAACCCAUCCACAGCAUUUUGUUGCGUUUGGUUUUGGGAUGAGUUUCUCGGUCGAUCGGAAAGCUAAAGUUUUACUGCAUCCCACUAAAUAUAGGAACUCUACUAACUCCAUACACAUUUUGGGAGAGAAUUAUAAACACAUACAAGUGGACCUUGAUGUUGAGGGAACUACUCCAUUCAGGUCUAUUCCAACUUUGGUUCAAAUUCAACAAGGUUCUUUGGGGCUAAGGCACAUGGAAAUCACAAAGUUUUCAUGA